AUGGCCGAAACCAUUCCCACCGAACUGGUCGAGCGUGUCUUCACUUUUGCCGCUCAGAUCGACGGGAAGACAGCCACAGCGAUCUGUCUGACCAACAAAUUGGGCUAUCGCGUCGCCACACCAGCUCUCUGUCACACCAUUGGCUUUCGCAGCGAGAACAACGACGAUGAGCACGGUUACUGGCAUGAUCUACAUCUACUGCUCGACACGCUUCUGCAGAAGCCUGAGCUCGCAAAGCACGUGCAGGCCGUUGAUCACUACGUUGAGAAUGUCGAUGCGGCUAUGGCAAUCCAUACUCCGCCGCCGAAUCAUGAGCAGGUGCAACAGUUGCUGUCAAGCGAGCUAGGCAAGGAGUCCAGUUGCGUCCAUGCAACGCGCAGACUAUCCCCUCAAGCUCAAUCGAGGUUCUGGGAAUGGCUGGCCCUACAUAACCUCAUAGAAGACGAGAUCGACGAUGAUGAGCAGCCCGCGUCCAGCGUCACAGAGGAAGGCAUGUACGCUCCCACGACAUGGCUGUGCCUGAUUAUGCUUGCUUGCCCACGACUGCGAUCUGUACGGGUUGCUGGAUGGCCGGAUGACCUGUACCAGAUGGGUGAUCUAUGCCUCGCACUGUCAGAAGGUGGCAGCGAGGAUGUCGAAGACGCGGCUGCUCGAGCAUAUCCAGACGGCUUGCGCAACAUCGUGGAGCUCCAUGUCAAUGCCACGGACCACGCGAUUGAUAUGGAGAGCUUCCAAAGCGUUCUGCGACUACCCAAGCUCGAGAAGCUCACGAUUGAUCCAUUCUUCGGUAGCUUGAGUAGUCUGUCAGAGGGCGAUGACUCAAUUCAAUCCAAUUUGCGCGAAUUGAAUCUGUCCAGGAUUGUUACGAUUGGGGAUGGCCUUGACAUGCUCCUGGCGCGAUGCGGACAGUUGUGA
This is a messenger RNA of Fulvia fulva, 915 nucleotides long. RefSeq lists its product as uncharacterized. The record is from RefSeq and is a predicted model, not a curated record. The transcript is spliced from 2 exons. Lineage: Eukaryota; Fungi; Ascomycota; Dothideomycetes; Mycosphaerellales; Mycosphaerellaceae. The coding region runs from base 1 to 915 and encodes 304 amino acids.